Nanorana parkeri is the source of this 1929-nucleotide messenger RNA. RefSeq names its product kelch like ECH associated protein 1 (gene KEAP1). The transcript has 5 exons. The record is from RefSeq and is a predicted model, not a curated record. NCBI's taxonomy places the organism in Eukaryota, Metazoa, Chordata, Amphibia, Anura, Dicroglossidae. The coding region runs from base 48 to 1892 and encodes 614 amino acids. Gene Ontology annotation, molecular function: protein binding.
UCUCUUGGGCGAUGUGCAGCUGAAGGUUGUCUGGACGUGUGCCGGGGAUGUAUGCCACCGAGUGCCAGGCUGAAGUCACGCCAUCUCACAACAAUGGGAACCGCCAAUUCCACUACUCCCUGGCGGAUCACACCAACCAGGCCUUCCAGAUCAUGAACGAGCUGCGGCUGGGACAGCAGCUCUGUGAUGUCACGCUGAAGGUCAAGUACAAUGACUUGCAGGCAGAUUUUGUGGCCCAUAAAAUUGUCCUGGCUUCCAGCAGCCCCGUCUUUAGGGCCAUGUUUACCAACGGGCUUCGGGAGUGCGGCAUGGAGACGGUCACCAUUGAAGGGAUUCACCCCAAAGUCAUGGAGCGCUUGCUGGAGUUCGCCUACACAGCCAACAUCUCUGUGGGGGAGAAGUGCGUCAUCCAUGUCAUGAAUGGAGCCGUCAUGUAUCAGAUGGACAGCGUGGUCAAAGCGUGCUGCGACUUUCUAAUCCAGCAACUGGACCCCAGUAAUGCCAUUGGCAUCGCCACUUUUGCCGAGCAAAUUAGUUGUCUAGAACUUCACCAGAAGGCCCGGGAGUAUAUAUACAUGCAGUUUGGAGAGGUAUCGAAGCAGGAGGAAUUUUUUAACCUGACCCGCUGUCAGCUGGUGAACCUGAUUAGCCGCGAUGACUUGAACGUGCGCUGCGAGUCUGAGGUCUUCCACGCUUGUAUCAACUGGGUGAAGUAUGACUGUGAGAACCGGCGACCCUACAUCCAGGCUCUGCUCCGUGCCGUGCGCUGCCAUUCGCUCACCCCCAACUUCCUGAAGCUGCAACUCCAGCGCUGUGAAAUCUUACGAGGAGACACCCGCUGCCAGGACUACCUGUCCCAGAUCUUCCAGGACCUGACUCUGCACAAACCUACGGGACCUCCUCAGGGGAGGAUCCCCAACGUUCCGCAAUUCAUCUACGUGGGAGGGGGUUACUUCCGGCAGUCACUCAACUUUAUGGAGGCCUACAACCCCAUGGAGGGCGAGUGGCUGAGCCUGGCUCCGCUGGAGACGCCUCGGAGUGGCCUUGCUGGGUGUGUGCUCGGGGGUCUCUUUUAUGCCGUGGGAGGCCGCAACAAUGCACCCGACUGCAAUGAAGACUCCAAUGCCCUGGACUGCUACAAUCCCAUGAACAACCAGUGGUCUCCAUGUGCGCCGAUGAGCGUGCCCAGGAAUAGGGUGGGCGCUGGAGUUAUAGAUGGCCAGAUUUACGCCGUGGGUGGAUCUCAUGGAUGUCUCCAUCAUAACAGCGUGGAGAGGUGGNNNCCCGAGAAAGAUGAGUGGCCGCUCGUAGCUCCAAUGAAGACCCGCCGGAUUGGAGUGGGUGUGGCCGUCCUGAACCGGCUCCUCUAUGCCGUGGGCGGCUUCGAUGGGACGAAUAGACUGAGCUCAGCCGAAUGUUAUUACCCGGAGACGGACGAAUGGCGGGACAUUGCGAGCAUGAACGUUGUACGCAGCGGUGCCGGGGCCUGCGCCAUGGACACCAGCGUGUACGCCAUGGGGGGAUACGACGGGAGAGACCAGCUGAACAGUGUGGAGAAGUACGACAUCGAGAAGAACUCCUGGACUUUUGUGGCCCCCAUGGCACACCGUAGGAGCGCGUUGGGAGUCACCGCUCACCAGGGGAAGAUCUACGUAUUAGGCGGAUAUGACGGGACGACGUUUUUGGACAGCGUGGAAUGUUACGACCCCGCCCAGGAUACGUGGACAGAGGUGACGCAAAUGUUGUCGGGGCGGAGCGGCGUCGGCGUGGCGGUCACCAUGGAGCCGUGCCGCAAAAACCAGUGCGGGGACAUCCUACCCGAGAAGCAGGAGGGGAACCCGUCGGAGAAACAGCGAGGAAACUGCUUCUUCUCCUCGCUCUGCAAGAAGUAACCGCGGCCCUUGCCGAUCGGCAUCAGCGCAGUAUUAC